Molecule: messenger RNA, 534 nt
Organism: Eimeria mitis
Lineage: Eukaryota; Apicomplexa; Conoidasida; Eucoccidiorida; Eimeriidae
Exons: 4
Coding region: 1-534 (177 amino acids)
Source: RefSeq, a predicted model, not a curated record
AUGGCUUCUUUGUACAGAACGGCUGCAGCAGUGUGCCUCGUCGCACUCAGUGUGCUUCAAGCACAGGCACAGGGGAAUACUGCAACAUACAAAUUUACAGUAGAGAAGGUAGAUGAAGACGCCUACGUGGCCGCCAACUUGGCCCGUAAUGGAAAACUCCCUGUUCAUAUCAGUGGAGUCGCAAAGGCCGACAACCUUGUCUCUAGCUUGACGGACAAAGUGAAAGCCGCAACAGGAGCAGCUGACGCGACGUGCAGUGCAUUGAUAAAAGACGAUCUUAAAGCGGUGUUUCAUCGCUCCUUCGACUACAGUGAAGCCCCCAACUACCGAAAAUUGCUGCAGGAGGCUCUUGAGGACGGAUUGAAAAUCUUCGAUGAGGAGUAUUUCAACGGACUUAUUACACGCACAACUGAGCUAGAAGAUAUGACCGAAGACGACCUGAAGGUUUCUGUUGGAAAUGGUGUAGCGGCAGCUGCUGUCCCUACGAUUUUAAUUGCCGGUUUUGUUGCCAUGCUGGCAGCUGUCUCUGCCUAA